AUGCAGAGCAAGCAAGCCGUUGCAGUCGUUGAUCUCGUUCUCGCAAUUCGCAGAGCAGCCAGAGUCUGGCAGAGUCUGGCAGCAGGUGCUCGCGCAGCAAAGGAGGCUUCUGGCGAGGCCGGGCCAAGAUGCGGACGGCUGGGUCCGGUGCUACACAGCAAUGCAGCGGUCGUUGCUCCAAGACAAGGGGGCCACGAGUCGAGUCGGGUCGAUUCGAGUGCGAGGCACCACGGCGGGAGCAGCGAAGCGUCUGAGGGCGAGGCGACGGCGCAAGCAGAGGGUCGAUCGAGAGGAGAAACUGGCGGAGGAGAAACUGGCAACGAGCUGGAGAUGGGGAGUGGGAGAGAAGGCGGCCAAAAUGCCUGUAGAAGCAGGUACCAGGGACUGGCCACGCCAAAGGAGCCCCCCCAUGGUCCCCUAAAACAGGUACGGCGAGUACGCUGA
Molecule: messenger RNA, 444 nt
Organism: Trichoderma gamsii
Lineage: Eukaryota; Fungi; Ascomycota; Sordariomycetes; Hypocreales; Hypocreaceae
Exons: 1
Coding region: 1-444 (147 amino acids)
Source: RefSeq, a predicted model, not a curated record